Anopheles coustani is the source of this 875-nucleotide messenger RNA. RefSeq lists its product as uncharacterized. The coding region runs from base 48 to 875 and encodes 275 amino acids. The transcript is spliced from 4 exons. NCBI's taxonomy places the organism in Eukaryota, Metazoa, Arthropoda, Insecta, Diptera, Culicidae. The record is from RefSeq and is a predicted model, not a curated record.
UACAAAAUAGAAAAAUAGUUUGCGGCAAACGUGAUCAUCAUAGCAUAAUGUCCAAAUUUCUGUCCCUUUUCGCCAAACCAUUCCCAAUCAUUGGCAUGAUUCACGUUGGCGCUCUGCCUGGAACACCACUUUACCGGGGAUGCUUUGAGAAGGUAGUGGAGAAUGCCUGCAAGGAAGCUGAAGUCUACCAAGAAAAUGGCGUGGAUGGAAUAUUGAUAGAAAACAUGCAUGACAUCCCAUACAUUCGACCAAGCGAUAACCUUGGGCCGGAAGUAACUGCAGCAAUGGCAAGAGUGGCCUGCGCCGUUCGUCAGACAGUUUCGAGCAUUCCCUGUGGAGUACAGAUUUUGGCCGGUUGCAAUCGUGAAGCAUUGGCCGUAGCUAAAGCGUGCAAGCUGCAGUACAUUCGUGCCGAGGGAUUUGUGUUCGGACACAUGGCCGAUGAAGGAUUCACCGAUGCAUGCGCCGGUUCAUUGCUACGCUAUCGGAAACAAAUCGACGCCGAAGAUGUCCUGGUGCUGACGGACAUUAAAAAGAAACAUAGCUCCCAUGCGAUUACAAAUGAUGUGUCGAUUGGUGAAACAGCACACGCCGCCGAGUUCUUCCUCUCCGAUGGUCUAGUCAUUACCGGUGCUUCCACAGGUGCUAGUGCAAGUGAAGUCGAACUUAGUAGUCUAGUUGGGAAAACUGAUCUGCCGCUGAUCAUCGGCUCGGGCCUAACACUCGAAAACUUCACCAACUACCGACAGCUUUCACACGGCGCCAUUGUUGGAUCACAUUUUAAAACCAACGGUCACUGGGCGGAAAAGUUGUGCCCAAAAAGAAUCAAAGCCUUUAUGAAUCACGUGAACACAUUGCGAGAACAAGCGACUUAA